AUGUCUAUCAUUACAAAACUUCCGUGCGAAAUUGUCAACGCAGUGUUGCAGCAUGUUGGUAGCUUGCAGAACUUGUCAUCGGCAUUGCUCACUUGUCACCAUGUCCACACCAGCUUCCAGGAAAACCCACACGUCGCAGCUGACAUUUUGCAGCGACAGAUCGCCCCAGAGUUGCUCCCCUACGCAAUUGCAGUGAUGGAAGGAUCGCGUCUUGGUCCACGAACCGCCCCAAAGGUCCAGACGCUGCUCAACAAGCUUAACGGUGAACUGUACACGGAAUCGCAAGAGGCGCAAGAGUUUCAGAUAAGGACGCUUGCAAGCCAGUUGGCGACGAUGCCGUUCCCACUGUUGUCGCAGAUGAGCCACACACACGACGUCAUCCACAGCUUCGUAAUGGGAUUUUCGACCAGUGCAUGGACACAUCUGUCUUCACGAAUCUCGCCUGCACAAAGCGGAGAGAGCGUGUCUCUUUCAUCAAAGGAAUACAUUCGUUUCUGUCGCGCCUUUUACCGGAUGGAAUUGUACUUUCGCUACUUUCCACGCUCUGACUCACCAGAUGAAGAAACGAGUUGCGGUGCCUCGUUUUUGCGGACGUUUCCGGCGUGGGAAAACGAGCAGAUUGGUUGCGUGCAAGACUUUUUCGAACUUCAAUUUUCAAAAGCCUCCCGGGACAUUGUUGCGCAUGACGUUUUCUUUGGCGAGAUGAGCGUGGACUAUCUCACUCCGGGCUACAUGAACUAUUCAAGACAAACUUGGCUAUACGCGGAAGACCGACGCGUCAAUGAUACGCCGCUAGAAGACUAUUCCAAAGAGAAACGAGACGCCCUAUUUGAACCAUCGGAGCCUCGGCAUGAUGUCGACAGGGGCCCCUUUGAGGCAUGGUGGGCAGCUAACAAAGAACUGCCCCUCCAUAGCUCGCUCAUGAUGAACCACAAUGCUGGAUUCCGGGAACAGGCAUAUGUGCUCUGGGAUGAGGACCGCCUGAAACGGUACAGCCUACUCGAGUUGUUUUCUGAAACUGCACCUGAGUCAGAGCUAGAGCUGGAGGAUACAGAAAAUGAACACGAUGUUAUGGAAAAGUCAUUUGACGCCAGGUCCGAAAUCUACCAAAAGGGCGGCCGAGGAUACUGGAGCAAUGAUGACGAACAUAGGAUUUCAUGGCCAGAGGGAUUCAGUGGGCAAUGA
Grosmannia clavigera kw1407 is the source of this 1185-nucleotide messenger RNA. RefSeq lists its product as uncharacterized. The record is from RefSeq and is a predicted model, not a curated record. The transcript is spliced from 3 exons. NCBI's taxonomy places the organism in Eukaryota, Fungi, Ascomycota, Sordariomycetes, Ophiostomatales, Ophiostomataceae. Bases 1 to 1185 code for a protein of 394 amino acids.